UGGGAUGUCUCCUGGUCUGAUACACAGCGCUGUAGCUCUGCGGUUGAAAGUGGCGAAAAAAUGACAUCUUUACCUUAAACUGACGGAUUAUGUUAAUUAUAUACUCUUAAGGAUAGGAGAUAAGCUCAAGGAACUUUAAUUGAAAGCUCAUGAAGUGGACCUGUUGUUUACCUCAUGGAAUAUUCCAAGACAUCUUUUAGUUCCCUCUAUCCUUCCUCAUGCCUACUCUGAUCUGUGCAACGCCCCUACCCUAUAGCCUGUAAAAACAAGAUAACGUCCUAAAAAGUUAUUUUUAAUACAAGUAUUUAUUUGUCUUGAUUGGCAGAUAUUUUUUAAUCAAGAGAAUCAAGGUCCAAAGGUAAACAUCUGAAAAUAUUGUUCGGAAGGUUGUGCACCGCGCAAUGGAAAGCAUGGCGCGCAUGGAGCUGUCCAUGGUACUGAAUGCCAUAGCAUCAACAAGUAGUGAGCUUUUCAUUUUCUAGGCUACUCACGAGCGCUAUGUUGAAACUAUUGGAAAAACAUGACAUUGGCUGACACAAUAUGGUUAUAACGUUUGAAACUGCAAAUAGCUUUGUAUGAUAAAUCGGAUGUGUUACAAAAGUAUCAGAAGGGAUGACGAAAUGGAUCAUUGCAAGGGGGUAUCAACGCAUCAGAGUCAGUGUGUGAUCUUUGAGAGAGAGGAGACCAAAAAUGUCAAUCCUAUGACGUUAGUUCUGGCGCACGAAUGAAUUCCGAACGAAUGGACGUGCGAGCCAAAUUCGUGAUCAGAAGACGCGGAAAGAACAAGGCGAGAACGAGGUUGGGAGAUCAGCGAAGCCCGAAUUUUAAAACGCUGGGAUUGUCAAUAUUUUAUAGCCUAUUCAAUUGUUAUCUAGAGUGUUUUUCUUUGUUUGUACUGGUCACACGUGACUUUCUGGCGGAAACUGUCUUCUAGAAUUACAGUGCACGGAACUUGGACAUCAUGAUGCCGUUCCUAAGAACCCUGGUUGUGCUGGCUGUCCUCUGCGCGCCAACCUCCAGCCUCUGUCUCAGACUGUACCAGAGCGACUACAACCUCCUCUGUGACGAUGACAUACUAGCUGAGGUCCAGACGAACGACGUUCCCAGUGACACGUUCCCAGUGUCGGAAAGCUUGCGCUCCCUCUUCAAGUCCGGAGACACUCUCUCCUCCGCAGAGUCGCGGGAGAAAAGGACGUCGACUUACCCCGCCAACUACAGGUUUCUCAGUCAGACGCAGCUAAGGAGUAAGAUGUUCCAGAACAGCAUUAAUAAUGAUCGGCUACGCAAGUUUACCCUGUCUCUAGAUGUGCCCACCAACAUCAUGAACAUUCUCUUUGACAUCCAAAAGUCCAAGAACCUGCGCGCAAAAGCGGCCGACAACGCGCGUCUGAUGGCGCAGAUUGGACGAAGGAAGAGACAGUAGACUAUCUCUCCGACGGUUGAAGCCGCUACCCUGAUUAUCCAUUACAUAUUAGAUUUUCACUCUGACAAAUACGUUUUGCUGGAAGUUUUAUUUUUCCUCAAAUCAAACUUUCAGAUGCAGUAUUUGUGAGAUGUUUUUUUUCUGUGGGUAUGAUCUAGCAAAUUUAAAUACGAAACAUAGGGAUUAUUGAGAUUUACUUUUCUGAAGUACAAUUGGAUUGUUUACUGUACAGGCCUAUUCCAUUUUAGAAUCCCUGAAAUUGAAUGAAAAUCAAAAUACAAUUCGAGAUCAUUUUGAACUAGUCUACACACUGAAUGAUUUAUUUUCUGUUCAGAAUAUACAUUUCAAUUCAUUAAAAUGAAAGUACUUUCAAGAUAAGGUUAGGCCCUUUAAAGAUAUACAACUUCUAGUCUUCCACUGGACCAGGAAAUGUGGUGUAAUGAGAGGGGUCUUUGAAAUUAGAUAAGGCAAAUGAGGAAAUAUGUCAAUUGCAUAUGCAUAAAAUCAGUGGGUAAAGUGUAAUUAGCCUGUCAAUGGAAAUGGUUUGCAUUUCUUCUCAUUCGUGCCCGCGUUUUAUAGGAAAAGCAAGGCAUGCAUAUGCUUGAAAUACAGGACAGUACGGUACAAUACAAAUUAUGUGAACAAAUUGCUUUCAUUGAAAUUCGCACGCAUGUUGCGGCAUAUUUAGUGUAAAGAGAAGCGAGUUAGCCUAUAUACCUUUGUGAAUAGACGCUAGAAUGUGAAAUGAUUAUGAGUUAUUUCAAGGAAAAUGCAUGGUAGCCUCAAUGUUUGAUCAUCAAAUGUCUGUUAUUUUUAUACACAAAGGGAUUAUUUUUCCUCAAAUAAAAGCAGAUGAA
This is a messenger RNA of Oncorhynchus tshawytscha (Chinook salmon), 2280 nucleotides long. It is a transcript of the gene ucn3l, whose product is annotated as urocortin 3, like. The record is from RefSeq and is a predicted model, not a curated record. NCBI's taxonomy places the organism in Eukaryota, Metazoa, Chordata, Actinopteri, Salmoniformes, Salmonidae. Gene Ontology annotation, biological process: adenylate cyclase-activating G protein-coupled receptor signaling pathway; hormone-mediated signaling pathway; cellular response to nutrient levels. Gene Ontology annotation, cellular component: extracellular region. The transcript is spliced from 2 exons. Gene Ontology annotation, molecular function: corticotropin-releasing hormone receptor 2 binding; hormone activity. The coding region runs from base 962 to 1423 and encodes 153 amino acids.